Molecule: messenger RNA, 789 nt
Organism: Scedosporium apiospermum
Lineage: Eukaryota; Fungi; Ascomycota; Sordariomycetes; Microascales; Microascaceae
Product: 5-valerolactone hydrolase
Exons: 2
Coding region: 1-789 (262 amino acids)
Source: RefSeq, a predicted model, not a curated record
AUGGACGGCUUUGGUUCGCAGACUUCUACACUUACCAAGUAUACUCUGUUGCUGAGGACGGGAGCGAUCGACGCGUUGAACUCGAGAGUGCUGACGUCGAGCGCUGAAGUGAAAAACGGCCGAGUGCUUCGUCGCGAGCUAGACGGUCGUGUAGUUACACACGCCGACGCUAGUUCCUACAUUGGCGGUUACCUGAACGACAUGGUUGUCGAUGCCAAGGGCCGUGCCUACAUCGGAAACUUCGGCUUCGACCUGAUGGGAGGCAAGCCCAUCGAGACAGCAUCGCUGAUCCGUGUCGACCCGGAUGGCACUGUCUCCGUUGUUGCCGAGGAUCUUUGGUUCCCGAACGGUAUCGUCAUCACUAGUACCGGGAUCUUGCUUGUCAACGAGACAUUCGGCAACCGGAUCACGGCCUUUGACAUUUCGGAUGACGGGUCGCUCACCAACCGAAGAGCAUGGGCAUCCUUUGGCGAACUUCCGGACCGGGAUAUCCAGAAGGCCGUGGGGGAGCUCUCUGUCAUGCCGGACGGUUGCUCGUUGGAUGCUGAAGGUGCCCUUUGGGUCGCGGAUGCCGGGGGGCAACGUCUAGUAAGGGUUAAAGAAGGCGGUGAGAUUGUUGACCAGAUCGACCCUGGUUCGGGCGUGUUUGCGUGUGCGUUGGGGGGACAAGACGGCCGAACGCUCUUCGCCUGCAUUGCCCCCGACUUUCAUGAAGAGGCCCGAAAGAGUUGUCGCGAGGGCAGCGUCGUGGCGACGCGGGUGAGUGUGCCUCAUGCAGGUCGACCCUGA